Molecule: messenger RNA, 312 nt
Organism: Ascochyta rabiei
Lineage: Eukaryota; Fungi; Ascomycota; Dothideomycetes; Pleosporales; Didymellaceae
Exons: 2
Coding region: 1-312 (103 amino acids)
Source: RefSeq, a predicted model, not a curated record
AUGCAGCUCGCUCUUAUCACCUCCAUCCUGGCCUUCUGCGCAUCCCAGGUCGCCGCCGAUGGAGCCAUUACCGUGUGCAGGGGCGCGAAUGGCGCCAGCUGCUCGACCAUCGGGGGCCUUGCACGCCCCGACAACUGCUCCGGCGGGUGCCUCAGCGCUCCCGGCACCAAGAGUGUGAAGGCAGCAAAUGUGGAUCCUGGUAACUACUGCUUCACCGCCUACUCGGACAGAAACUGCAAUUCAGGCGCAUUGAAGGUUGAAGGCCACUUUCAAAACGGAAAUUUCGAAGCCUACUCGUACGACUGCUGCUAG